Molecule: messenger RNA, 339 nt
Organism: Epithele typhae
Lineage: Eukaryota; Fungi; Basidiomycota; Agaricomycetes; Polyporales; Epitheliaceae
Exons: 1
Source: RefSeq, a predicted model, not a curated record
GAGAACGCUCCUUUGCAAGAGAUGCGCGACUGUACCUGGUCGCACCUUCGCCACUUCACGCUUUACGGUAUACUUCAACCACCCACUCACGCGACACACGUCCCUCUGAUCGCCGUACUCGCUCGGAUGCCUCGCCUCCGCUACCUACACCUCCGGUUCUCCAGGCAUCCCAGCGACAUGCCUCAGGCCAUAUGGCCGAUUUAUUACGACACCACUGUCGAGUGGCCGGAGUUGGAAGAGUUACUGGCCACGCAUCCCGUCCCGGAAGACCAGCUGUGGUCGCAUAUCCCUCGCAUCCUCCGGUCAAUUUAUUUCCCUUCUUGUCCCUCUCCGUGGGAA